This is a messenger RNA of Sphenostylis stenocarpa, 879 nucleotides long. The record is from the annotation of a GenBank genome assembly. Lineage: Eukaryota; Viridiplantae; Streptophyta; Magnoliopsida; Fabales; Fabaceae.
AUGGAGAGAGCAGUGAGGUUUGUUGUUUUGGUUUUCUUUGCCAUUGGAGUUCUGAAAACAGGAGCUGAUAACGGAAAGGUUCCGGCACUGUUUUCAUUUGGAGACUCAAUUCUUGACACAGGAAAUAAUAACAACCUCCCUUCACUGAUUAAGUGCAAUUAUCCUCCCUAUGGAAGGAAUUUCUAUGGAGGAAAAGCAACAGGAAGAUUCUGCAAUGGAAGGAACCCCUCAGAUUUGAUCGCGGAUGCUUUGGGAAUCAAAGCGACGUUGCCGGCAUAUCUGGACCCUAACUUGAGGACUGGAGAUCUGCCCAGCGGCGUAAGCUUUGCUUCGGGCGGUUCUGGGAUUGACGUUCAAACCGCCACAAAUCAGAAUCUAUAUGAACUUGGAGCACGACGAGUGUGGGUACUAAGUACAUUACCACUGGGAUGCUUGCCUGGAGGUAGAACCAUAGGAGGGGGACCCUUAAGGUUUUGUGCACCCAUUGUGAAUGGACAAGCACAGUUAUUCAAUGGCCUCUUAUCAUCAGCAGUUCAUUCCAUCAGAUCAAGUCUUCCCAAUUUCGACAUCCGCUUCAUCGAUGUCUACACUCCCCUGCUUAAUCUAAUACAAAAUCCUCAACAAGCAGGGUUUUUAGACGUUGCAGAAGGGUGUUGUGGGACUGGUGUUUUCGGAGUUGCAGGGCUGUGUACUCUUUUCAGUGUGUGUCCAAAUCCUGCUACUUACGUUUUCUGGGAUUAUGCUCAUCCAACUGAGAGAGCUUAUCAGUUUGUGGUCUCUUCUGUGCUUCACAUAGCUCGGUACAUGAAACUAUUACCAACAGUGUUGCUCAAGAAUUGUAAGAAGCAGAUUGACAUGAAAUACGGUGAAAGCUCUUAG